UGACGUCCAUGGCAUAAAACAACGUCCAUGCUUAUUACAGUCCGAAAUAUACCAGAAACUUCGAAUUUCUGUCUUUGGAAUAAAAUAAAAAUCGUUAUUACUGAAUCAAGCGUUACAUAUAACAGUUUAUCGUAAGUGUUAGCUAUAUUUCGAAACGAAUGGCCGGACAUUUCUAGUUUAAUUUGAGCUAAUUUACAUUGAACGUGAAUGGAGUUGGAGAACGGAGCAGCCACGGAACAACAAUGAACACACUUCAUUCUUGACAUUUCUGAUACAACUAGUGAGUUCGGCUUCAUCCUGCAGGAUGCUGCGAGAGUCGUAUCCCUUCGCGGAGGACAGUUUCAGCCGCUUCCCGUCGCAGAGCAACAUUUACGGACUGUGUCAGGCCGGGGAGCAAGAGCUGCUGGCGGCCACCCUCAAAGGGAAGGUGCUGUGUUUCAGAUACCAGGAGCUGCAGCACAAAAUCCGACCGGUGGCCAAGGAGGUUCAGUUCACCUACAUCCCGGUCGAUGCAGAGAUUGUCUCAAUUGACGCCUUCAACAAGUCUCCGCCCAAAAGAGGCCUGGUGGUGGGCAUCACAUUCGUAAAGGACUCUGGUGACAAAGCCACGCCGUUCCUGAACAUCUACUGUGACUACGAGCCGGGCUCAGAGUUCAACCUCGAGUCUAUUGCACAGAGCUGCCUGAAUCUGGAGCUGCAGUUCACGCCCUUUCACCUGUACCACUCAGAAGUGCAGUGUGACGAUGGAGGCAGAGAGACAGUGUUCCUGCUCAGCGGCCAUGACCAGAGGAUCCACCUGUACAAGGAGAACGCCUCCCUCCACCAGUUUGAAGAGCAGCCAGUGGAGAGACUCUUCCCUGAACUACAACAGCUGCCCAGCAAUGUGCUUUGGCUGGAUAUGUUGAGUAUAGCUGGUGGCCGGCGGCUCUCAGCGUUUGGCUGUCAGAAUGGCUGCGUUGGACUGGCUCUGGUCAACCACACAGGCCCAGAGGUUUUGCAGAGCUGGCGGUUCCAGUUCGACAGUCCAAUCUCUUCAGUGCUGCUGUUCCCUCUGAGCUGCCAGACUGAGCCCAACCAGCCCAGCGGAGAGCAAAGUGUGGAAAUGGAAAGCUACAACCUCCUAGUAACCAGUAGUAUAGAGAUGGCAGUCGUCUACAGAGAUGUCCAGGAGCGAGGUUUGUCUUGCUCGGUGUGCCUCUCAGAGAGUGACCAGUGGGACGCUGUGCUUUGUGCUCUGGUCAUUGACCUGGAUUUUGACGGGCAGAAGGAGGUGCUGUUGGGAACAUACGGGCAGGAACUUCUUUGUUACAAAUACCAGCCGGCAGGGAGAGGACAAGACGGACAGUUUCAGCUGCAGUGGAGGCGGAGCUUCAAGAGUCCUUUGCUGUCCAUCAUCUACUUAGACUUGACCGGGGACGGUUUGAGAGAGCUUGCCGUCCUCACACUGAAGGGACUGCAUAUCUUACAGCAUUCUCUCACCAGCACUGCUGAUUUGGUCCUGGAGCGGCUCGCCCUCAGGGUGUCAGCCCUCUCAGCUGGGUCCGAGCUGGAGUCAGCCAAAGCACGAGACGCUGAGGAGAAGGAUGCUCCGGCUAAGGCAGAGGAGAGUACAGCGCCGACACCACCGACAAAAGAGAAACCGUGCAUUGUGUUUCCAUGUGGAAGUCUUGACGGUUCGGACUCAGGGUUUCGCCCAUAAAAGUUGUUAAGCCUUAGGCAAGUGUCUUUUUGAAUUGGAGAUUUGAAAAUAUGACUAUGUCUAAGUUUCCAACCGUUUUUCUAAGAUUAUUUUUUGGCCAUUUUCAACCUUUAUUUUGAUAGGACAGCAGAAGACAUGAAAGGGGAGAAUGACAUGCAGCAAAGGGCCGUAGGUCAGAGUCGAACCCGGGACCUCUGCGUCGAGGAGUAAACCUCUAUAUAUGGGCGCCUGCUCUACCAACUGAGCUAUCAGGGCGCCCUUCCAACCAUUUUAAAAGCGUCUUAAAAUAUAUAAAAAAAUACUUCCCAGUGGCUUAGGCCUUGUGGGGAGAAACUUAGGCCCACCAGGCUUACAGUACACUGGGGGAAACCCUGAGACUGAAGUGUUUGCCUUAUUUACACGUGGGACGUGAAGGAUUUUCUCAGGGGUGUGUAUUCCUGAACAGUUACAUUGUAGUUGUGCCGCUAGUUACAAAAUCCAACAUCACAUUAGCCACCAAAAACAGUGCCACUCUGCUUUGUGGUGGAAUACUGAACGUAGGUGACAGUAAAAGGAACUGUGUGAAGAGCUGACAUUAAGCUAUGAGCUGAUACAUUGAUACACUGAUAUGUGCUGUACAUUUGCAGAUAAUAAAUCCCGUCUGGGUCUAUACACUCAC
Messenger RNA from Perca fluviatilis (European perch), 2357 nucleotides. RefSeq names its product kaptin (actin binding protein) (gene kptn). NCBI's taxonomy places the organism in Eukaryota, Metazoa, Chordata, Actinopteri, Perciformes, Percidae. Gene Ontology annotation, biological process: actin filament organization; negative regulation of TORC1 signaling; cellular response to amino acid starvation. The transcript has 12 exons. Bases 305 to 1699 code for a protein of 464 amino acids. Gene Ontology annotation, molecular function: actin filament binding. Gene Ontology annotation, cellular component: actin cytoskeleton; KICSTOR complex; lamellipodium. The record is from RefSeq and is a predicted model, not a curated record.